CAAAACACCAGCGGCAAGGGAGACAGCCCUAUUUAUAGCUAUACAACCAUUUAAAAUACAAAUAUUUCCAUCUUCUCUGAGCCUGAAGACUAUGAUAGAAAGAUAAACAUGAUAAAGACAUUUUGAAAUAGAAGCUGUUUACCUGCCUGCUUGAUGUCUAUUCAUCCUAACCUUUGUAUAUAGCAGAGAGGAGGACAAGAUGUCUGCUGCUCUUCCACUCAUCUUCAUGACCCAGUGGAUGUUGAUAAUCAUGCAGUUGUGUGUUGGCUGGCACUACACAGACUACGUGAAUGGGUCAGCCAUUGAAAACUUCUCCUGUGUGAUUUAUAACAUUUCCCUCAUGAAGUGCUCUUGGCAGGCAGGCAGGGAUGCUCCAGGAGAUACCCAAUAUUUUCUCUACUGGAAGAACUCAAGAGAUGGUGAUGUGAUGGAAUGUGAGCUUUACAUUAAAGAUGAAAAUGGAAGAAACAUGGGAUGUAGAUUCCAAAAUGUGACAAUAGAGCUUGAAAAAGCUUACUUCCUGGUGAACGGGUCUAGCAAAGAAACACCGAUCCAGUUCUAUGAUGAGUAUGUUGAACUGUAUCAAAUUGAAAAGCUCAUGCCUCCAUCAAAUAUCACUGUCAGCUGUGAUGAAAUUAACAAUAAUUGCAUAAUUCAAUGGCAACAACCUCAAAUAAGUCAUUCUAACAAAGACAAGUGUUUUAAAUAUGAAAUCAACAUAAAAUAUAAGGAUAAUCCUGAGGGAAAAAACAAAUAUACAUCUAUACAAGAAGGGGGAAAUAGUCACACAUUUCAAAGAUCCAAUACAAGAAAGAAAUACCUCUUGAAAAUGAGAGCAGCUGGCAGUGCCUGCCUUGUGAGCCCAGCUUGGGGGGCGUGGAGUGCACCUGUUGAGUUUGGAAGUGAAGAAAUUAUUUCUUACUCAGUAUGGAUUUUACUUGUGGUAGCAGUUGUGACGCUCUUAGUGGCAGUCGCCACAAUUUUGUUCUGCCAAAGGACUGGCUGUUGGAAAGCUGCAUUUUCACAAAUCCCAGAGCCAAAAAAUGCAUUUCAUGGCCUAUCUGAUACAAAUCCAGAGCUGAUGGAGCGCAAAAUUCAGUCAAUAACAUCUGAAAAUGAAGAGAUAAUAUUAGUUACUGAUGUAAUGAAAUAACCAAUAAAAACUGAGGAAUUUGAAAAUGCA
Molecule: messenger RNA, 1183 nt
Organism: Tyto alba (common barn owl)
Lineage: Eukaryota; Metazoa; Chordata; Aves; Strigiformes; Tytonidae
Product: granulocyte-macrophage colony-stimulating factor receptor subunit alpha
Exons: 11
Coding region: 200-1153 (317 amino acids)
Biological process (GO): cytokine-mediated signaling pathway; immunoglobulin mediated immune response
Cellular component (GO): membrane; external side of plasma membrane
Molecular function (GO): protein binding; cytokine receptor activity
Source: RefSeq, a predicted model, not a curated record